AUGGCAUCCAAAUUGGUCCCCUUUGCUUUGCGGCCGGGCCGUUUUGCUCUCUCUCGCGUGCCAGGCCGACAAUGUCGGCCGUUCACAGUUGCGGCGCCCCUCCGGAGUGAUACCCUCGCAGUCCACAGAAACACCCCUGAAAAUAACCCCAGCAUCCCCUUCAAAUUUUCUGAACAGAACCUCAAACUUAUCGAUGAGAUACUCCUAAGAUAUCCUCCACAGUAUAAGAAGGCAGCGGUCAUGCCAAUCCUAGACCUUGGUCAGCGGCAAUAUGGGUACACUAGCAUCAGCGUUAUGAACGAAGUCGCGCGCAUACUGGAGAUGCCCCCGAUGAGGGUGUAUGAAGUUGCGACAUUUUACACCAUGUACAAUCGGGAACCUGUAGGGAAAUACUUUGUUCAGGUUUGCACGACUACACCAUGCCAACUCGGCGGAUGCGGUAGCGCCAAAGUUAUGAAAGCCGUCACAGACCACCUCGGAGUCUCCAAUGGCCAAACAACCCCAGACAAGCUGUUCACCGUUCUUGAAGUCGAGUGUUUGGGCGCCUGCGUGAACGCGCCCAUGAUUCAAAUCAACGACGACUAUUACGAGGACCUCACCCCAGAAUCUGUAGUGUCUCUUCUAGAUGCUCUAAAGGAGGCAGAAACGAACAAAUCUGUCGAGGUUCCCGCCCCCGGCCCUCUCAGUGGUCGGAAGUCGUGUGAGAAUAGUGCUGGUCUAACCAAUUUGACGAAUCCAUCAUGGAGUCCAGAGCUGAUGAGGACGGAUGGGGAGCUGUAA
Messenger RNA from Histoplasma capsulatum G186AR, 780 nucleotides. Its product is annotated as NADH-ubiquinone oxidoreductase. The coding region runs from base 1 to 780 and encodes 259 amino acids. NCBI's taxonomy places the organism in Eukaryota, Fungi, Ascomycota, Eurotiomycetes, Onygenales, Ajellomycetaceae. The record is from RefSeq and is a predicted model, not a curated record. The transcript is spliced from 3 exons. Gene Ontology annotation, molecular function: NADH dehydrogenase activity.